Messenger RNA from Drepanopeziza brunnea f. sp. 'multigermtubi' MB_m1, 768 nucleotides. The record is from RefSeq and is a predicted model, not a curated record. NCBI's taxonomy places the organism in Eukaryota, Fungi, Ascomycota, Leotiomycetes, Helotiales, Drepanopezizaceae.
AUGGCACCCUCGCGCUGGCGCAUCCUCGAAGGCAAGGUCGUCGCCAUCACCGGUGGCACAACGGGCAUCGGUCGGGCCAUCGCCCUCGAAUACCUCCGCCAGGGCUGCAACGUCGCUAUGAACCCUUUGGGCCUCGAACGAGACGAGAAGCACAAGCUCAGCUUGGUCGCAGAGGCUGCAGCCCUCAAGGCAGAGAAGGUAGAGGGCGAGACGACAUCCAAAGCCGGAGAUCUGCUCGAGGUCGUGGGAGAUGUGACGAAGGCGAGACAGGCACAAUACUGGUUGAGAAGGCGGUGGAGAGAUGGGGAAAGCUGGAUAUAUUCGUGGCUAAUGCUGAAGUUUCGAGCCGGCAGAUUUCUGACGUUAUUUCGUGUUCAUCUACGGAAGGACAUGGCUAAUCGAACUGUAGACUGGACCACGAGCUUUAUCGACCGGACUUGCCCCCGUCGGUGGAGGAUUGCAGACGCAUUACCACCCACGAAAGCUGGAGUGCUGUCCUUGAUGCAAUCGAUGGCUAUAUCAUUAGGCAAGGAUAAUCUCAGAUGCAACACGAUAUUGCCAGAGACUACCAAGACACAGUUGAGCGAGGACGAUAUGAAGAAUGAUGUGAAGAGGAAGUAUCUGGAAGCCAGAAUUCCCAUGGGCAGAGUCGCAGACACCUCGGACAUCGCUGGUCCAGCCGUAUUUCUGGCCAGCGAGCAUCUGAGCCCGUACUGCAACGGACCGCAACUUUUAUCUGACGGGGGCAUGUUUGUGAAUUUGCAAUGA